AAUUCUUGGGAGGACCAAGCCGGCGGUGGACAAGAACAGGAAGAGCUGUGGCUGAAGGAACAGUGGCAGAAAAGCUAGGGGUCAGGGGCUGAGAAGCGACUCUCAGCUUAGAAAUCCAAGACACCCCUGUAGCUGGGCCCUUCACGGAUUUCCUUCCAGGAACCUACCUGUGAUCAGUAAGGAAGGACCAGGGUGGCAAAGGCUUAUGCCCCCAUAUUACAGGUGAGGAAACUGAGGCCCUAGGAGGUCAAAUUUUGUCCCCUCUAAAACUCAACAAGUGGUUGAUGGCAGAGUUGAGACUAUGAUCAAGACCUGGGAGCCAGUCUUUCAUCUGGGAUACUUCUCCAAGAUUUCAGCUCAGCCAUCUCAGCACUCUACCCUUUCUUAGAAGAGAAGUACAAAGGAGGAAGGAAUGUCUGCUGUUUUCCUUGUAGUCUGAUACUAGAUUUCUUCUUCCUGGAAAGCCUGAUCUUUGACCAGAUGGCAAUAACAUUUGAAGAUGUGACUAUUAUUUUUACUUGGGAGGAGUGGAAAUUCCUGGAUUCUUCUCAAAAAAGGCUCUACAGGGAGGUCAUGUGGGAAAACUACACAAAUUUCAUGUCAGUAGGAAACUGGAAUGACAGCUACAAAUCCCAGGAAGAAAGAUUCAGACAUUUACUAUAUGAAAAUUUUUCCUGCUGGCAGGGCUGGAGGAAUGCCAACACUCAGAUAUUUGAGAAUGAGAACUAUGAGGAAACUAUUCAAAGGAAAGAUUCCAAAGACCUAAAGCAGCAAGACCUUUCUCAGUGUCAAGAAUGGUUAAUACUCUCCACACAAAUACCAGGGUAUGGGAACUAUGCACUGACUUUUGAAGGCAAAAGUCCCAGGAACUUAAAAUAUAAAAAUUUUAUACCUUGGCAGUCCUUAGAAACAAAAAACACUCAAGACUAUGGUAGAGAAAUCUAUGUGAGUGAUUCCCAUGGUUUACAAGGGGGCAGAUACCAUCUUGGCAUAUCCAGGAAAAACUUCUCCAUUGAAAAGGAACAGAAGCUCUUAGUUCAGCAUUCUUGUAUCCCAGUGGAGGAAGCCCUUCCAGAGUACGUUGGGGAGACGUGUCAAAAUAACCUACUGAAAGACUCAAUGGAAGACAAAUACUGUGGAUGUAACAAAUGUAGAGAAAUUUAUUAUUGGAACUCACAGUGUAUUCUCAAGAGAAAACAGCUUGGAGAAAACCUCUAUCAGUGUUCCAUCAGCACAGCAUUCUUCUCCCAGAGAUCAGACUUACAUAGACAUCCAAGAAUCUACAUAGGUAAGAAGCUGUAUGGAUGUGAUGAAGUAGACAGUAACUUCUGUCAGAGCUCAGGAGUUCACUUUCAUCAAAGAGCCCACACGGGGGCUGUGCCUUAUAUCUGUAAUGCGUGUGGUAAGAGCUUCAGUCAGAUCUCUCGUCUUGAUAAUCAUCAAAGAGUCCACACAGAGGAGAAACUCUAUAAAUUUGAAUGUGAUAAGGACCUAAGUAGAAAUUCAUUACUUCACAUUCACCAGAGACUUCACAUAGGAGAGAAGCCUUUUAAGUGUGAUCAGUGUGGUAAGAGUUUUAGUCGGAGUUCAGUACUUCAUGUUCAUCAAAGAGUCCACACAGGCGAGAAACCAUAUAAGUGUGAUGAGUGUGGUAAGGGCUUCAGUCAGAGCUCAAAUCUUCGAAUCCAUCAGUUAGUACACACAGGAGAGAAGUCCUAUAAAUGUGAUGACUGUGGCAAGGGCUUUACCCAGCGUUCAAAUCUUCAAAUUCAUCAGAGAGUGCAUACAGGAGAGAAGCCUUAUAAAUGUGAUGACUGCGGAAAGGACUUUAGUCACAGCUCAGAUCUUCGCAUUCAUCAGAGGGUCCAUACGGGAGAGAAACCCUAUACUUGUCACGAAUGUGGAAAGGGGUUCAGCAAGAGCUCAAAACUUCACACUCAUCAAAGAGUACAUACUGGGGAGAAACCCUAUAAAUGUGAAGAGUGUGGCAAGGGAUUCAGUCAGCGUUCACAUCUUCUCAUUCAUCAGAGAGUCCAUACAGGAGAAAAACCAUAUAAAUGUGAUGAUUGUGGAAAGGGCUUUAGUCACAGCUCUAAUCUUCAUAUUCAUCAGAGGGUCCACACAGGAGAGAAGCCUUACCAAUGUGCUAAGUGUGGUAAAGGUUUUAGUCAUAGCUCAGCUCUUCGAAUUCAUCAAAGAGUCCAUACAGGAAAGAAAUCUUAUAAAUGCCAUGAGUAUUAUAAGGGAUUUGAUCAGAAGUCACAUCUUCACAAUAAUAGAAGAGAAAGUUUAUAAAUAUUAUUCAUUAACAGGUGUAAUCAAAGUUUAACCUUUAAACUCAAUAUAUGGAAGGAAAUCCUAUAAAUAAGACAAUCUCAUACAGCAUUUAUAGUUUGCUCUAACUCCUACUAAGAAUUAUUUGCUUCAAGAGGAAAUCCUUAAGAGGAUAUCUAUAUAUUUAAAAUUAAAGGGUAUUUUCUUUACCCACUAUAAGUAUAAUACAUAGUCAUUAUAAAAUAUAUUAAAAAUUUAAGGAGAAAACUUCCUCCUGUUUCAUUCUAGUCUUUUUUUCUGUGCAUUUUGGUGUGCAUGAAAUUAUUCUGUGUGUGUGUUCAACUUUUUAUUUUCACUGAUUUCAAAACAUUUGCUCAAAUUUCGGUUUGAAUCGAAACUAGCUAGCCAUCUUUGACACAACAUCUCUUGAUUCCCCUGUAGUCUGUAGGAAGUCACAGAAAAGGUAGAAACACAAAACUUGCAACUUAAACUGGUAGAUAACCUAUUUGCUCAACUAUACGGCCACUAUAUGGCUAACUAUAAGGCCAAUAAAAGUCAAUUGUUUAUGAAACAAAAGCCACUUAAUAAAAGAUAGGAAAACAUUGUAUGAGCUUGUAUUUGAGAUAUCUGAGUAUAUCUUAAAGAUGUUAUCUCUGUCAAACAGAAAACUCAGGGACCUUCCUUCUGUUGCAUGGGUGCUGCACUUUCAGGUAACCACAAUGUACUCUCAUCCUUUCCCCAGUUUUCCACAUUUAUUCAUAGUUUCAGACACAAAGUAACAAGAAAUACAAAAUUUAGUUUCUCUAAAAUGUGAAAGGUAUGGACAAAAGUUGAUAUUAAUGAAUGCUAGCAACAAGAUACUCCAUUGGUUCAGAAUCAGGGAUUCAAGCAGAAUUUUAUUUAAUCUCAGUAGAACAGAGUGGUAAUAGAGAAAUAUCUGCUAGGAACAGAAUUGAAGUCAGAGCUACGUACAACAAUGAACCCUCAAGAUAAUUAUGUAAGAAGAGAAUUUAUUAUAAAAAUAUAGAAGAAUCAAUAGAAAUAGAGUACCAACUAUUGAUAGGAAAUAUGCUUAGGUAAUACUUGCCAAGAGUGGACCUGUUUAGGGAAAUAAGAGGGAAUUUCAAUAUCAACAAAAGGAAUAUCAUCCUCAAGACUUAGAAAUAUAUUACCCUGAAAAUUAGCUGAUUAAGGCUCCAGAGGAAAUAUUUUAAAAAGUUGGUAUCCCAAGUAGCAUAACAGAAAACCUGAACUAAAAAAGCAAGAAUAGAAAUCCACAGGUAGAGAAGAGCCUCUGAAAUAGAUAUAAUGAAGAAGGACUUCACUGAAAUUAAAAAUGCUACAUCAAAGGCAGUAAAGAGUAAAAUUAACAUUGCAGAGUAUCAAAUGUUGUAAUGAAUAAACUUGAGACAAUCUUAAAUGUCUAAGAAAAAGAGAUGGAAACAAUGAGAAAAGAUAGAUGUAAAGAGCAGAGAAUGGAAGUCCAACAUAAGAAUUAAAGAUGUUUCUAUAGAAGGUAAAAAAGAACAUUUGAAAUAGAAUCAAUGAUCAAAGACAUUAAGAAAUUUUUCCUGAAUUAAAAGCAUAUCUCACUAGAUUUCAGGCAAAACCAACAUAAAAACAAUCUUAGAAACAGCCUAGGAAAAAAAGGAGCAAUUGAAAGCAUGCAGAAAGAAAAAUUAUAGUUUAUCUACAAAACCAAAAUGGAGGAUGGAUACCAACAUCUGCAACAGGAACUCAGAAGACAAUGCAACAGCACCUUAGGAUUCUGAGAUUAAAAACGUCUGUUAUCACUUAAUAGUUUAAUCAACAAAAUUGUCUUUUAUAUAUGCAGGAAACAAGUAUUUUAUAGAUAAGCAAGAAAACAGCCUAUCUUUCAUGUUCCUUUCUUAGUUCAUGAAUGUGAAAGUCAUAUUAUAAAAGGAAUGGUAAUGAGCACUAAAAUCAGUUAAAGAGUUAAGUCUGAAUAGUUAAUUUGUUUACAAAACUUUAAAAAAUGUAAACAGUUGUACAAGAAAAUAUACAAAUGCUAUGUAUGUUGCUGCCCAACCAGGUUCAUAUGUCAGCUGCCCAAGAGGAAGACGAUACGCUGAGUCAGCAGAGUUUACAAAGCAGAGAAAGUCUUUAUUCCGCAUAGCGCUAAGCAGGGAGAUGGGAGAAAUUUCUCAAAUCUGCCUUCCUGGGAAUUUGGGAGACGGUUUUUAAGUGUAGUUUGGCAGGUAAGGGAUUAGGCAAUUAGGUUUGUUAAUUGGGACAAAAUUAUAGAGGUGUAGAUAUCAUAGUAUUGUUUCAGUCCCUAGGGUCACAAUUCCAGUUGAGUAGAUUUCUUGGUAUGGGCUGCUGGUCCAUUGGAUAGGUCAACUAAUCCACUGGAAUGCGGAGCCUGGAAGAUAUUUUUCAAACUACCUUUAGGUUUCAAAACAGUGAUGUUAUCUAUGGAGAAAGUUCAGAAUCUUUAUGGACAGCAGCCAUGGGGAGAAAGUAAAGAAUCUUUAUGACCACCAGCUGUGUGGCUCUGGAGAAACAAACAGGGAGAGUUACUAAUUAUUAUUAUUAUUAA
Microcebus murinus (gray mouse lemur) is the source of this 4834-nucleotide messenger RNA. Lineage: Eukaryota; Metazoa; Chordata; Mammalia; Primates; Cheirogaleidae. The record is from RefSeq and is a predicted model, not a curated record.